Messenger RNA from Schizosaccharomyces cryophilus OY26, 3186 nucleotides. RefSeq names its product GTPase Cwf10. Gene Ontology annotation, molecular function: GTPase activity; U5 snRNA binding; translation elongation factor activity. The transcript has 4 exons. NCBI's taxonomy places the organism in Eukaryota, Fungi, Ascomycota, Schizosaccharomycetes, Schizosaccharomycetales, Schizosaccharomycetaceae. The record is from RefSeq and is a predicted model, not a curated record. Bases 66 to 3005 code for a protein of 979 amino acids. Gene Ontology annotation, biological process: mRNA splicing, via spliceosome. Gene Ontology annotation, cellular component: cytosol; U4/U6 x U5 tri-snRNP complex; U2-type catalytic step 2 spliceosome.
CUAUUUCGUUGAAUGGGUAGUUACCAUCUGUACUGCCCUUUUCUUGGAAAGCCAAAAGUAGAAAGAUGGACGAGGAUUUAUAUGACGAAUUUGGUAACUAUAUAGGACCUGAGAACGAAGAUGAGGAACUGGACGAAAUUCCUCAAGUUCCCAGCCCUUCCGUUGCUCAAGUGCCUGGUUUUGAGGCUGAGAUGGAAGAAGAGGAUUUAGAGGAUGUUGAGCGCGUUGAAAAAAUGGCACUUAAUCUUGCAGAACCCCAAAACGCAGUUGUUUUGCAUGAGGACAAGCAGUACUAUCCGAGCGCUGAAGAGGUUUAUGGUCCUGAGGUUGAUGUUGUCGUACAAGAACAAGAUACUCAACCUCUAACGCAGCCUAUUAUUGAACCAAUUCGUCAGAAACGCGUCGCGAUCGAGACGAGCAAUGUGCCCGAUACGGUCUAUAAGAAAGAAUUUUUAUACGAUAUUUUGAGUCAAACUGAUGAUGUACGAACUUUUAUCAUUGCUGGUCAUCUUCAUCAUGGCAAAACCGCAUUAAUAGAUUUGCUGGUAUACUACACGCACCCAGACACGAGAUCACCAAAACGAAGGUCUCUCCGCUAUACAGAUACCCACUAUCUCGAACGCCAAAGGGUCAUGUCUAUUAAGAGCACCCCAAUGACCCUAGCUGUACAAAAUAUGCAAGGAAAGUCUUAUGCUUUCCAAUGUCUAGACACACCAGGUCAUGUUGACUUUGUCGAUGAAAUUGCUUCUCCUAUGGCCGUAGCUGAUGGCGUCGUUAUUGUUGUUGAUGUUAUUGAAGGGAUUAUGGUCAAUACCACGAGAGCUAUACGACAUGCUGUCAUUCAUGAUAUGCCAAUCGUAUUGGUCUUGAAUAAAAUUGAUAGAUUGAUUUUGGAGCUUCGUCUUCCUCCCAACGACGCAUAUCAUAAGUUACGACAUGUUAUUGAUGAAGUUAAUGACAGUAUUUGUCAAAUUAGUAUGGAUCCCAAACAUCGAGUCUCUCCUGAACUCGGUAAUGUGUGUUUUGCUUCAUUUGAUUUAGGAUAUUGCUUUACGCUUGCCAGUUUCGCUAAACUGUACCUGGAUAAAAAUGGAAAACUAGACCUUGAUGAUUUUUCAAAACGGUUAUGGGGUAAUAUUUAUUUCGAUAGAGAAAGCAGAAAAUUUACAAAGCUUUCGACUGGUAUUCGGAGCUUCGUGUACUUUAUUUUAGAGCCUUUGUACAAACUCCACACACUCAGUAUAUCCGAUGAACAGGAAAAAUUAAAGCGACAAUUACGUUCUUUAAAUAUUUUCUUGAAACCAAAAGACUUUUUGCUUGAACCUAAACCAUUUUUGCAGCUUGUUUGUGCUUCGUUUUUUGGAUUCCCAACUGGUUUAGUUGAAUCUAUUGUGCGACACAUCCCUUCUCCUCGAGAAAAUGCUAGCCAUAAAGCAAAUCAAUUUUACACCGGCCCUGUAAAUUCAUCCAUUGGUGGUUCUUUAACGUCAAUGAACCGUGAGGACUCAACCAUGAUUGCUCACGUUACGAAGCUAUACAAUACUGUUGAUGCAAACAACUUUUAUGCUCUCGCACGUAUUUAUACAGGAAAAGUAAGAAAAGGGCAAAAGGUUCAGGUAUUAGGAGAAAAUUAUUCCGUUGAAGACGAAGAGGAUAUGGCAAAAGCAUAUAUUGAAGAAAUUUGCUUACCCGGUGGAAGGUAUCGCGUACCCAUUGAAGAAGCAACAGCUGGAAUGCUUGUCCUUUUGGCUGGCGUAGAUAACUCUAUCAGUAAAACAGCUACAAUCGUAUCAGAAGGAGUCCAAGAUGAUUUAUACAUAUUCAGGCCACUAGCGCACAUGUCGGAAAGUAUUUUUAAAGUUGCUGUGGAACCGUAUAAUCCGUCAGAAUUACCAAAAAUGCUUGAUGGGCUUCGAAAAAUCAAUAAGAGCUAUCCUCUUGCAAUUACAAAGGUAGAAGAAUCUGGUGAGCAUACGAUUUUCGGAACUGGUGAAUUAUAUAUGGACUGUCUUUUGUACGAUUUACGGGUAUUGUAUUCUGAAAUUGAAAUUCGAGUUUCGGAUCCAGUAGCUCGCUUCUGUGAGACAGUAGUUGAUGUUUCAAGCUUGAAAUGCUUUGCUGAGACACCAAAUAGGAAGAAUAGGUUAUCAAUGAUCGUUGAACCUUUAGAAAAAGGAAUAGCAUCCGACAUCGAAAAUGGCCAUGUGAAAAUAAAUUGGCCUCAAAAACGUACAAGCGAAUUUUUCCAACGACAAUAUGAUUGGGAUCUUUUAGCAUCUCGUUCUAUAUGGGCUUUCGGGCCUGAUGAUCGGGGUACAAACAUAUUGCGCGACGAUACCCUAGAAAUGGAUGUCGACAAGAAGACACUGGGUCAGGUUAAAGAAUUUAUCAAACAAGGAUUUCAAUGGGGAACAAGAGAAGGACCUUUGUGCGAUGAAACUAUCCGUAAUGCAAACUUUCGGAUUAUGGAUGCCGUUUUAGCUCAAGAGCCAAUUUAUCGAGGUGGAGGUCAAAUUAUUCCUGUGGCUCGAAGAGUCUGUUACUCAUCAUUUUUAACUGCUUCACCAAGGUUGAUGGAGCCUGUCUAUAUGAUUGAAGUACAUACACCUGCUGACUGCUUACCAGUUAUUUACGAUCUUUUAAUGCGCCGUCGUGGACAUGUACUUCAGGAUGUACCCCGUCCUGGCUCUCCUCUAUAUUUAGUUAAGGCCUUAAUACCUGUCAUUGAUUCUUGCGGUUUUGAAACAGAUUUGAGAGUCCAUACCCAAGGUCAAGCUAUGUGUCAGCAAGUAUUUGAUCAUUGGGAGAUUGUUCCUGGGGACCCAUUAGAUAAAUCGAUUAAGCCUAGACCUUUGGAGACUGCUAGGGGAGCUGAAUUGGCGAGGGAUUUCUUGGUAAAGACCCGCAGAAGAAAAGGUCUUUCAGAGGACGUGGCUAUUACUAGAUAUUUCGACCAGGAAAUGAUUGAUUCACUUAAAGACGCAGAUGUUGUUCUCUCUCUCUAAAAAAAACGGAUUAUUAGAUGACUAUGUAGUUUGAAAAAUGCUUCAGUCUUUACUAAUUUUGAAAGACAAGGUUUGGUUGGUUUCAGUUUUAUUUUUAAAAGACAGAUGGGGCAGUGAAGGAAUGAACAAAUAAUUACUAUUUUAAUUAUCUAAAUUAUAAUUUUGGAGAAUAGAUGCUUGU